Molecule: messenger RNA, 957 nt
Organism: Neoarthrinium moseri
Lineage: Eukaryota; Fungi; Ascomycota; Sordariomycetes; Amphisphaeriales; Apiosporaceae
Exons: 1
Coding region: 1-957 (318 amino acids)
Source: RefSeq, a predicted model, not a curated record
AUGGCACAGUAUACGCUUUCUGAAGAGAACGUUAGGACUAUACCUGAUGGCUGGUUCCAAGCGUGCAUCGAUCGCAUGUACGACGAGGACAAUACUCUCCAAGCCAUCCUCUCCUUGGAGGUCAAAGUGCUCCAGCCAUUCCACAAUGGCUCCAUCUCAGCAGACGAAGCAGCCUACUCUAUUACCCGUCCCAUUACAGACUAUUCAGUGCCCAAAUUGAAUACGUACUCAGACGGUUCUAGAGCACUGGCGCAGCUCUGGGCCCUGCUCAUCGAAGCGCUCAUCGAAUGGCCAUCCACACAGACACCACCUCUUGUUGCUCUUCUCAUCCAGAUCAAGAAAGCUCCGGGUCAUAUCCAUCGCAGGGAAGCGAGAGAUGAGGAAGAGAAGCCUCUGUGCUGGGAUGAUCUGCCGUAUUUCACCCGCGUCUGGUCAGACAACCACUGGAUGUCGCCGGGGCAGAUUGCACGAAGAUGUCCCGAUGAUGCUACUCUGCGCCGUGCGCGUGACCAAUACAUUAAACAGCAGGACGUGGAGGCCCAAAUAGUCGCAGCGCAGCUCUUCACACAGGGACCGUUAGCAUACCCGCGAGCCUUGCAAUAUGUUGUCCAAGCUCUCGAGUGGACCCCCGGGUCUGACGACCACCGACGCGCUCCAGACGAUGCCUUGGCUGAUGAGCAGAUCAGACUUGACUUCCUGAUACCGGCGUCUGGUCGGUGGAUUACUCAUUGUGGUCAGAGGCUGUAUAAUAGCUUGCAUAGUAACGAUAUUCCGGGCUGGGAUCCAAGGGAUAUCCCACGGUCGCCUGUAUCAUUUGGGAACCCACACGAACGUUGGACCUUCUGGGUAGAGAGGCUACUCAAGCUGUUAAAAGAAGAACAGGAUGAUGAGCUCAAGGAGGCAGCUGAAAGUGCCGUAAGGUACAUGAGGACAAUCGCAAAUGGCCAAAACUUAUAG